AUUGUGGAAAUAAUUCAAAAAGCUGCGAGAUGAUGGGUUCUUUCAAACUCUGCACUUGUAAUUUUGAUUACAUGUACAACCCUGGCACAGAUCAAUGCGAAAAAUGUGAUUGUGGACCUAAUUCAGAUAGUUGCACGAUGAUAAAUUCUCUGAAGUUUUGCACUUGUAUUUCUGGAUACACGUUCAAUCCUCGUAAAUUUAAUUGUGAAAAACUUCCAUGUGAUGGACUAUCAGCAUUAGAAUCAGUAAUGUAUUUCUCUCCAGUUGGUUUCGUCCUUGGUCUAAUUAAUUAUAGAUUCCUUAUCAAGCUUUUUUGCAAAAGAUGCCGUGAUAAAAAACGGGAUGAAGCUGAAACGAGGGUGAAUGAAAACGUCUGAUUUCAGGAAGUUUGGCACUAGAGUUGUGGA
This is a messenger RNA of Parasteatoda tepidariorum (common house spider), 407 nucleotides long. NCBI's taxonomy places the organism in Eukaryota, Metazoa, Arthropoda, Arachnida, Araneae, Theridiidae. The record is from RefSeq and is a predicted model, not a curated record.